AUGACAAUAAAUCGCUAUAAAAUAAACCGGCUAUUCGUUUGCUUGUCAGCUGUGCCGUGCAACCCUACCGAUCCUUCAGCAGCUGUUCCAUGCCGUCUGGUAUGCAAAUAAACAAUAAACAGCUGUUAAGUGAGCAACGCAGCAGGAGCAGCAGUUCUUAGGAUGUUCCGCAAUAUCGUGAUUGGCAUAUCCGGUGGCGUCGAUAGCGCCAUUUCGGCGCUUUUACUAAAACAAAGAGGCUACAAUGUGUUGGGCGUAUUUAUGAAAAACUGGGAUGAAUUUGAUGAACUGGGCGCUUGCAGCGGUGAGCAGGAUUACCGUGAUGCGGAAUACACCUGCCAAAAGUUGGGCAUUGAACUGCGUGUCGUAAAUUAUGUAAAAGACUAUUGGAAUUCGGUGUUCAGCUCUUUUCUGGAUGAUUAUCAAAAUGGUCUGACCCCAAAUCCGGAUAUACUUUGUAAUAAAUACAUCAAAUUUGAUUUAUUCUACAAGUAUGCCAGGGAGCAACUAAAAUGCGAUGCCAUUGCUACUGGUCAUUAUGCGAAAACAAGUUUUGGCAACUUUUUAGAGCAAUAUAAUGCGAAUGAUGGCGUGCAUCUCCUUAUACCUUGUGAUAAAUUCAAAGAUCAAACUUUUUUCCUCUCCGGCAUACAACGACAUGCGCUCAGUCGCACCAUGUUUCCGCUGGGCGAUUCACUGAAAAGCGAUGUGAAAGCUUUGGCGAUUAAGUGUGGGCUGGCACGCUUGGCGCGCAAGAAGGAGAGUACCGGUAUUUGUUUUGUGGGAAAUCGUGAUUUUAAGGAGUUCAUAAAGGAGUAUAUACACCCACGCCCUGGUCAUUUCGUAGACAUCGAUACCGGCCAAAUUGUGGGCACACACAAUGGCAUACAUGAGUGGACCAUUGGACAACGUUGUCGUUUGGCCUCUUGCCUGCGACCCUACUUUGUGGCACAAAAAGACGUGGCCAGUAAUACUAUUUAUGUGGCUUCGGGACACGAGCAUCCAGCGCUGCUUAACGAUGUUAUUUGCGCGAGCGCGCCGAACUGGCUGUGCGAUGAUCCACUAAAUGUUGUUGGAGAAGCAGCUAAUGCCAGUGUGACACGUGAGCUACGUUGUCGUUUUCGCUUUCAACACACAAAACCGUUGGUGGAUUGUGUGGUCAAAAAGUGCGCCAAUAAUAAGGCCCGCGUGACAAUCACUUUAGAUAAGCCAUUACGAGCGCUUACGCCGGGUCAAUACGCAGUGUUUUAUAGUGAAACGGUUUGCUUGGGUUCGGCGCGUAUAAUUAGUGCGUGGAGGGGGGAAAGAGAUGUAGCUCAAUUGGCAGAGUUGCAUGUAAAAACUGAACUGUUGGAACAUAGUUGACGAUUAGAUUUAAGUUAGAAUAAGUAUUACCAGUUCUUAACCAAGUGGGUUAUAUUUUUCCAAAAAAUUUUU
This is a messenger RNA of Rhagoletis pomonella (apple maggot), 1437 nucleotides long. RefSeq names its product mitochondrial tRNA-specific 2-thiouridylase 1. Gene Ontology annotation, biological process: tRNA wobble position uridine thiolation. Bases 163 to 1365 code for a protein of 400 amino acids. The transcript is spliced from 5 exons. Gene Ontology annotation, cellular component: mitochondrion. NCBI's taxonomy places the organism in Eukaryota, Metazoa, Arthropoda, Insecta, Diptera, Tephritidae. Gene Ontology annotation, molecular function: sulfurtransferase activity. The record is from RefSeq and is a predicted model, not a curated record.